This is a messenger RNA of Procambarus clarkii (red swamp crayfish), 2146 nucleotides long. The record is from RefSeq and is a predicted model, not a curated record. NCBI's taxonomy places the organism in Eukaryota, Metazoa, Arthropoda, Malacostraca, Decapoda, Cambaridae.
CCCCAAAGAUCACCGAGAGGUCGACAUGGCAACAUUCUCAGCCAUCCUGCUGUCGGUGCUGGCGCUGGUGACGGCUGCCCAAGAGAUUCAGACACUUCAAGAUCUAUCCAACACGCUGCUCCUCAACCAGCUGGCAAUGUCCAACAUGCUGGCUGAACGCGACUCCGGAACCAGAGUAAUAAGAGAGUGGCUGAACGACCUGCAAUCAAACAUUACCUCCGAAAUAGCGGCUUUGCAGAACGUUGUUAAAGCUAAUGGUGUUCCCCAAGAUGCUGGUAAAGGGGUCGUGGAGUGCGUGGCACCGUUUGUGGACGUGUAUGGUCACUGUAUCUUGGUGGAGACGGCACUGACGGGAACUUGGGAAACAAUGAGACGUCACUGUCAGCAGAAGGGCGGCGAGAUUGUCAAGGUUGACUGUGGCAACUUCAUGUAUUACCUCGUCAGGUACCUUCACAGUAACGGUCUGGCUAAGUUGUCUUACUGGGUCGGUGGGAGAGAUGAAGGCCACGAGGGAUCUUACUUCUGGACUGAUGGUACCCAGGUCAAGAUGGGAACCCCCUUUUGGGGUGACGGCCCUAAUGACAAUAUUCAGGAGCCCGACGGAGGAACCUCUCAAAACUGCAUAUUUUUGUACAAGGAAGAACAUUAUUUUUUCUUUGAUCUUCCUUGCCACGAACUUCGUGGAGUUAUUUGUGAGAAACUGAAAUUGCCUUAAAUUGCCAUAGCUGCCUUCUAUCCUUGAAGUAUCAGCUGCCUCCUGACCUUGGAGUAAUACUUACCACCUGACCUUGGAGUAACUCUUACCACCUGACCUUGGAGUAACAUAUACCUCCUGACCUUGGAGUAACACCUGCCUCCUGACCUUGGAGUAACACUUGCCUCCUGACCUUGGAGUAACUCUUACCACCUGAUCUUGGAGUAACUCUUACCACCUGACCUUGGGGUAACACAUACCUCCUGACCUUAGAGUAAAACCUGCUCCCUGUCCUAGCACUAACACUUGACUUGUGUCCCUCGAGGAGCACCUCCGAGACCUGGCAGGUCAUCACUAGGACCAAGUGUGUACCCUGGAGCAUUUAUCUAAUACAAUAUGUAAUAAUAAAGUGAUGAGCUCUUUGAUUCAAAUGAUAAAUUAUAAUAUACAUGAUUCAUGAGAAAAUAAUUUGAGGUUCCAACUUGAACAACACAUGAGCACUUCUCCAAGCUGUACAAAACAUGAGCACUCCUCCAAACUGUACUGUACAUGAACACUCAUCCAAGCUGUACAAAACAUGAGCACUCCUCCAAACUGUACAGCACAUGAGCACUCCUCCAAACUGUACAACACAUGAGAACUCCUCCAAGCUAUACAACACAUGAGCACUCCUCCAAGCUGUACUGCACAUGCACACUCCUGCAAGCUGUAUUGCUCAUGAGCACUCCUCCAAGCUGUACAAUACAUGAGCACUCCUGCAAGCUGUACUGCUCAUGAGCACUCCUCCAAGCUGUACAGCACAUGAACACUCCUCCAAGCUGUGUUACUCAUGAACACUCCUCCAAGCUGUACAACACAUGAGCACUCCUCCAAGCUGUACUGCUCAUGAGCACUCCAAGUGUACAGCACCUAGGCAUUCCUCCUAGCUGUACUGUUCAUGAUCACUUCUUGAAGCUAUAUUAAUAAAUAAGCCAAUUUUCCUUAACCUAACCCUUAACUAGGGGCCUUAUCUUCCCUCCCCUCUUUCCUCGAAAAUUAGGGUAAAUUAUGGAUAAUUAAGGUGAAAAUAUAGUUUCACAUAUUAUCCAAAUUUAUCCUUAUUUAACCCUAAUUUAUCUCUAAUGAACCCUAAUUUAUAUAAUAUUAUCUUUAUUUAUAAAAUAUUAUCUUAAUUUAUGUCACAUUAUUUAAAUUUAGGUCAUAUUAUCUUAAUUUAUGUCCUAUUGUCUUAAUUUAUGACAUAUCCUAAUUUAUCCAUAUUUGACCUUUAUUUAUGUUAUAUUAUCUAAAUUUAUCCCUAAUUUAUUCUUAUUUAUGACAUAUUACCCUAAUUUAUAAUAAUUUAGAAAAUGUAGAGGAGUCUUGUCUUCUUUUAUGUGCUAGCCAUAUGCUGUAUUGUGCCUACCAAUUUUUGUCAACUACCAUUCAAGCUGUCAUUGCAAUCAAUCUUAG